GAAAGAUUUAACUGAGAGUUUCCGCAAACGCGUCAUUAAUUAGUGUGUGAACACUCGUGGACGACAAAACACAAGCUGCUUCCUCUCAUCAUCUCUCUCUCUCUACUCUAAAUUCGAAUCUGAACACAAAAAAGUUGUUUUUUUUUUUCUUGAUACACAGAUUCUCAAUUCCCUCCUUUAUUUCCGGGUAUAGCUAAAGUUUCCACCUUUAUCGUUUUUUCUUUUACUUCUCCAUUGGUCUCUCUCUGUUCAUUGAUUUCCUCAAAGAGGUUUCUGCAAAGCUUUGUUUACUUGAGUGGAGGAGGAGGGAGAUGGGUUGUUUCUCGUGUUUUGAUUCGAGUGACGAUGAGAAGCUGAAUCAAGCUGAGGAAUCAUCCAAGGUUCAGAAGAAACAUUCACAGCCGACACUAUCUAAUAACUUGUCUGCACUACCUUCAGGUGGGGAGAAGCUUACUUCAAAGAGCAAUGGAGUCUCAAAAACGGAGCUACUUCUUCCAAGAGAUGGGCUUGGACAAAUUUCUGCUCAUACAUUUGCUUUCCGUGAGCUCGCUGCUGCUACUUUGAACUUUCAUCCUGACACUUUCUUAGGUGAAGGUGGUUUUGGACGUGUCUAUAAAGGAAGGCUUGACAGCACUGGUCAGAUUGUUGCUGUUAAACAGUUGGAUAGGAAUGGUUUACAAGGUAACAGAGAGUUUCUAGUAGAGGUUCUCAUGCUCAGCCUUCUUCAUCAUUCCAACUUAGUCAACCUUAUUGGUUACUGUGCUGAUGGUGAUCAACGCCUCUUGGUCUACGAGUUUAUGUCCUUAGGAUCCUUAGAAGAUCACCUCCACGAUCUUCCACCGGAUAAGGAGGCCUUAGAUUGGAACAUGAGAAUGAAGAUAGCUGCUGGUGCAGCCAAAGGUUUGGAGUUUCUACAUGAUAAGGCAAACCCUCCGGUUAUCUAUAGAGACUUCAAGUCUUCAAACAUUUUACUGGAUGAAGGUUUCCACCCAAAGCUUUCUGACUUUGGACUUGCUAAACUCGGACCAACAGGUGACAAAUCUCAUGUCUCCACUAGAGUCAUGGGCACUUAUGGUUACUGUGCUCCCGAGUAUGCAAUGACCGGACAGUUAACGGUUAAAUCAGAUGUCUAUAGUUUCGGUGUUGUGUUUCUUGAGCUCAUUACUGGUCGGAAAGCAAUAGAUACUGACAUGCCUCAUGGGGAGCAGAAUCUAGUGGCAUGGGCUCGUCCAUUGUUCAAUGAUAGGAGAAAGUUUAUAAAACUUGCUGAUCCAAAGUUAAAAGGGAGGUUUCCAACACGUGCAUUGUACCAAGCAUUAGCUGUGGCUUCAAUGUGCAUCCAAGAGCAGGCGGCUUCACGUCCUCUCAUAGCAGAUGUGGUUACUGCACUCUCGUAUCUUGCGAACCAAGCUUAUGAUCCAAGCAAGAAUGAGAGAGGGGCGAGGUUAAUGACAAGGAACGAUGAAGGAGGUGUCUCUGGAAGUAAGUUUGAUUUAGAAGGUUCUGAGAAAGAAGACUCGCCUAGAGAGACGGCUAGGAUGUUGAACAGAGAUAUCAAUAGGGAACGUGCGGUUGCAGAAGCUAAAAUGUGGGGAGAGAGUUUGAGGGAGAAACGGAGACUGAGUGAGCAAGGAACUUCAGAGAGUAACAGCACCGGUUAAAACCGGUUUGGGGGUUUAAACCCCCUUUUUUUGUUCUUAUAUCUCAAACUCUCAUUUGUUCUGAAACAUAGAAGAAAAAAACACAUUAAAGAAAAAAAUAACAUUGGCAAAAAAAGUUGUUGUACUGAGAUGUUGCAAUGUGGGCAAAUAACAUGUGAUGUUGCAAUGUGGGCAAAAGGUGGGACUUUUUAAAUAAGAAAACUCUUAACUGAGAUGAUGUUCAUGUGAAUUUUUGUAGUCUUUUCU
This is a messenger RNA of Eruca vesicaria subsp. sativa (arugula), 1907 nucleotides long. The record is from the annotation of a GenBank genome assembly. NCBI's taxonomy places the organism in Eukaryota, Viridiplantae, Streptophyta, Magnoliopsida, Brassicales, Brassicaceae.